AUGGGGUCUUUCGAAAUCACCAAACAAGCGGAUCUCAAAUUGAUCUCACUAUCAGGCCUUCUUGCCGGAGAUGUUGAUACUGUGAACGAUCUUGUGUCUGCCUGUAAAGAAGUUGGGUUUUUUUACCUUGAUUUCCGUGAUGCCUCAACAUGCGACACUUUGAAGCAUGCUGAUGCUCUUGCUGUCAUUGGAAAAUCCGUAUUCAAACUACCGUUGGAGGAGAAAGAGGAGUACAGCACUGAGAAGUAUCUGCCAUCAAGGCUUCUCGGCUACAAACGAGCCGGCUGCUCCGUUGGGCCAUUUUCUGGGAAAAAAGAUGGCUAUGAGAGCUUCUCGAUUCAUAACAAUGGCAUCUUUGGCCAGGAUGCCAUGAUUGUCCCCCAAGCGAUUGAGGAAACCCUACCACUCUUCGAGACAUUCAUGAGCGAGGUUCAUGGAUAUACCGACUGUAUCCUCUCCACUCUGUCAAAAGCUCUGGAGCUUCCAUAUGACUUGAAGGAUUGUCACCGGAAGGACAAGCCAUCGUCUGCAAACAUGGCCAUGCUGAACUACCUACCUUGGGGCAGCAGCGAUGAGAAAAUCGGAAACAUGGCACAUACCGAUAUGGGAACUUUGACUGUUGUUUUCACCCAGUCUGAUGGCUUGCAGGCCCUGCUGCCUGGGACCGAGGAAUGGUCUUUUAUUCCACCCCGAGCUGGACACGCCGUUGUGAAUGUCGGGGACUCCUUGCGCUUUCUGUCAAAUGGCGCAUUGGCCUCGUCUCUUCACCGUGUGGUCCCUCCACCUGAUUCAACUGGCCAGGAUAAGUUCUCCACGAUCUACUUCCUGCGGCCAGAAUUCGACGCCAAAUUUACCACUCCUGAUGGAAAGCAGAUGAAUAGUGUGGAGUGGCAUAAUCAGAAGUAUGCUUUGUUCAGAGAAGCGAGCCUCGAUGCCAAGCAGCACGGUGCCAUGUUGACUGGUCGCAAGGACUGGAUUGGCGCCACUGGCCAGUGA
This is a messenger RNA of Penicillium samsonianum, 996 nucleotides long. RefSeq names its product 2OG-Fe(II) oxygenase family oxidoreductase. The coding region runs from base 1 to 996 and encodes 331 amino acids. The record is from RefSeq and is a predicted model, not a curated record. The transcript is spliced from 3 exons. Lineage: Eukaryota; Fungi; Ascomycota; Eurotiomycetes; Eurotiales; Aspergillaceae. Gene Ontology annotation, molecular function: dioxygenase activity.